Messenger RNA from Clunio marinus, 384 nucleotides. NCBI's taxonomy places the organism in Eukaryota, Metazoa, Arthropoda, Insecta, Diptera, Chironomidae. The record is from the annotation of a GenBank genome assembly.
AUGAUAAUUUUCACAAGGUGUUCAUUAAACAAUGAUGAAGUACUUAAUGUUUUAAAACUAUUUGAUAAUAAUCAUGUGAAAGACAUAAGGAAGCAACAUACAGCUAAUGAAAUGUCAAGACGAACACUCAUAAUCAUUCAUUGUUAUUACAAGUUACUCGUAGUUCGAUUGCAAAAGGCGACAUAUCCGAACAAUAACAAUCAUGAGAAAACAAUUCACAUAAAUUCUAAAGUGUUGAUGAAAAGAAUCUUGCGUCAUCAGACUUUCACGAUUACAUUAUCUCAGAUUUCUUCAACAAACAUGAAUCAACAAGAAAGUCUGAAAUUAUUCUUCCCUAAAUUUAAGAAGGAAACUCUUUUAAUAAACACUCAAAGCAUGUUCUAA